Trachymyrmex cornetzi is the source of this 1145-nucleotide messenger RNA. RefSeq names its product odorant receptor 4. The transcript has 7 exons. NCBI's taxonomy places the organism in Eukaryota, Metazoa, Arthropoda, Insecta, Hymenoptera, Formicidae. Bases 1 to 939 code for a protein of 312 amino acids. Gene Ontology annotation, cellular component: plasma membrane. The record is from RefSeq and is a predicted model, not a curated record. Gene Ontology annotation, biological process: detection of chemical stimulus involved in sensory perception of smell; sensory perception of smell. Gene Ontology annotation, molecular function: odorant binding; olfactory receptor activity.
AUGAUUCUUGCGAUGAAAGUGGGCUGUGAGUUGAGCGCCACUUGGCAAAUUCCAAUACAAAUUACAUUAUUCACACUUCAAAGUGACCGUUUGCACAUCAUAAUAUACGAAAUGGAAGAUUAUAUUCAGCAAGCAAAAUCAGAAGAGAGAAAUAUAUUUCAACGAUAUAUAAACAAAUGUAAAUUAUUUUACGGUACGACAAUAUGUUUUAUGACCACGACAGCUAUAAUAAUGUGGUUCGGACCAUUAUUGUUGCCUCAACCCUUUCCAAUCGAAGUUGAGUAUCCAUUCGAUGUGAAUAAACAACCACUAAGAACUAUUAUUUACUUGCAUCAUAUAAUGGCUGUAUACCAAAGUCGUACGCAAGUAUGUAGCAACAUCUUCAUAGCUCUUCUGCUUUGGUUCACAGCAGCAAGAUUCGAGAUUCUAUCCCAUAAAUUUCAGAAAAGUACAAGCACCUCAGAAUUCAUAAUCUGUAUACAGUUGCAUCAACGACUAUUACGAUAUGCAAAAAAUGUUACUAUAACAGUUCGAUAUAUAGUAUUGACAUCGAUAGGAUUCAGUACCAUAGCAGUGGUAUUUAGUGGCCUUACUUUUUUGAGCCAACAACCAUUAGCUAUAAAAACCCAAUUUUUGGCCAUUGCCACAUCCGCACUUAUAGAGGUUUUUAUCUGCGCAUGGCCAGCUGAUUAUUUAUUUCGCACGAGCAAUGACAUUGGUUAUGCUGGAUAUGAAUCGUCAUGGUACGGUAAAGAUAUAUCAUUACAGAAGAAUUUGUUACAUACUGUGUCGAGAUGUCAAUAUCCUGUAACUCUAACUGUGCCAUGUCUACUACCAACUCUUUCACUUAAUUAUUAUGCUUCUUAUUUAUCAACUACGUUUUCCUAUUUGACAACAUUUCGAGCAAUGCUUGCUGAGAAAGAUGGACUGCAAACGUAAUCUAUUGCGCGAUUAUUCCGUCAGAUUCAACUUUAAAAUAAUGUGCAAAUUACGACGGUAAACAAUUUCUCUUUGCAGUGACGUGCUCACAUCUACAUUAUAUAAUCAUGAUUGCUCCUUGAGAGCACAAUCUUUAAACGUUUAAUAUGUGCUGAUCAGAAAUAUAAACAUCGCGAAAAAUGAACGGAAAAGCCCUACUCUAUCCU